CCUCGAGUGAAAACGUGCGGUACCCUUUGAUAUACAAAUAGUAUUUUAUUGUUGUCUGUGAGCGCUGACGUGAGCUCCGCGUGCCGGCAGUGUAAUGCCAAAGAUGCGUUUCUUUUCCACACACGGUGAGCGGACAUACGUCAAGCGAUCACAGGCACGGAUCAAAACGAGCACGCGCUCCGCUUCCUUGCAACCUCAACGGGUCGCAGACACGCAAACGUGGCCGGUGAUCCCGCCUGCCUAACACGGGCCCUGCCGAUCAGCAGGGCCGGAUCGGCGUCCAGGCCGUCAUCGGUGCCAUGACGAUCGCGUACCAGGCUGACGUGUCCACGAGCACACUGCUUGGCUUCUGGAAGCUGGUCGCCCGCUGGCGCGGCUCGGUCUACAAGCUCAUCUACAAGGAGAUGCUGGUGUACGGGGCCGCGUUUACUGCCAUCGCCAUCUGGUACCGGCGCUUCAUGACGGCCGACCAACGGCGGCUCUUCGAGCAGCUCGCGCUGUACAGUGACCGGGCGCUCGAGCACAUACCACUCUCGUUCGUGCUCGGCUUCUACGUUUCAUUCGUGGCAGGCCGCUGGUGGGACCAAUUCACCAGCAUCCCCUGGCCGGACAGGCUGGCGCACGUCGUCCUCGCAUACGUCAGCGGCGGCGAUGAGCAGGGGCGCCUGUUGCGACGCACCAUGAUGCGUUACGCCAACCUAGGUCUCGUGCUCGUGCUUAAGUCGGUGGUGACGCUCACAACUCACUUGUUCUUCGUGACGUGCCUAGUGGCGCGCCAGAGCUUGGACCCUGAGAAAGGUUAUCCAGGUCACCAGCUGGACGUCUACUUUCCCUUCUUCACCUUCCUGCAGUUCAUCUUCUUUAUGGGAUGGCUCAAGGUCGCCGAGCAGCUGAUAAACCCGUUCGGUGAGGACGACGACGACUUCGAGACCAACUGGCUCAUCGAUCGACACACACAGGUCUCGUACAUGGCGGUGGACGAGAUGUACGGCAAGUUCCCUCCCAUGGAGCGGGACCUACACUGGGACAGCCAGGAGCCCGACCUGCCCUACACCGCGGCUGCCAUCGUGCACAAGAUACCCACCUACCGUGGCUCGGCUGUUAACAUCGGCUGACGAGUGAAGUUGAUCGGCGCGGCUCACCUUUGUGUGCUUAAUCAUGGGUCAUCUGCCACGUGCUACACUACAUGUCAUCCCUGAUGAGCUGUCUUAGUUCAACAUCCUACCACGUGGCGCGCAUGCUUCGAAGGCUGUCAAUGACCUCAGCUAUCCAUACAUACAAGGAUGGAAAAGGCAGUGCCCAUGGUGAUUCCCGCCGGUGCAACCAUUUUAUUCGCAUAGUCUCCGCUUCUGCGUCCCGAGUCGUGGAUGGUUGUAGCUGUCAUCGGCACAUGGUCGUUCCUUAUCCUAAAGGCCUGAUCCACGACGUGCGUGAGGAGUCGUGAUCGAGCAACGGUCAUGCAUUACUGUGCCAAUUGCCUUGUGGCCGCGAAUGCUGGUUGCAAUGCCUUUGAUUGCCAAACGAAUUUUGUGUCCGUGGUGUCGUCGAAAAGUGCACACGCCAGUAAGUUGUCCCCAUUCAUGCAGUGGCUGACCAUUGCCUGGUGGGUGUGCAUGGAAUUACCGUACCGUUAUUAUUCGUGUGUUUAGUGUGUUCGAUCGAGUGUGUAUAAAUUUUGUCGACGCGAGCCGCCGACUGUAAAAAUUAGGUCUACGUACCGGCCGCUUUGCCGCCCAGGUGCUGACUUUCCUCGGUGGCACCAUGCGUGCUGUCCUUGAAGCGUGCAUGACCGCACGAACACGAAGUUUCCAUUUGUUAAUCUUAACCCUAGAGACAGCAGCUGGCAGAAGAAAAAAAAAAAGCUGUGCUUGUUUUCUUAUAUCUUGUCCGUCGCACUUCGUGGUUGUCCUGGCGCACAGCGCAAGGGCCAACAGUUGUUUUAUUCUCUGCAUGUGCCUGUUACGAGUCUUGAGCGCUCAGUGUUUUAUAAUUAAAGGCGUUUUCUCUUUUAAGAAACAUUUGUCCUAUUUUACUCCUAUGCAAAGUAAAAAAAAAAAAACCGUGCGAUGAUGGCGCGCACAGCUUGUCUUUA
Messenger RNA from Dermacentor silvarum, 2092 nucleotides. RefSeq names its product bestrophin-1-like. Gene Ontology annotation, molecular function: chloride channel activity. Bases 300 to 1115 code for a protein of 271 amino acids. Lineage: Eukaryota; Metazoa; Arthropoda; Arachnida; Ixodida; Ixodidae. The record is from RefSeq and is a predicted model, not a curated record. The transcript is spliced from 5 exons.